GGAUUGUUCUCGGCGGGCCACCGUAUUUCCGUAUAGUCACGUUACUGUGGGCAUGUUAGCGGUGCUGGUACAGAGAAGUUGUCCUCUGUGAUGGCUGCCAUCUCUAUAAACUCCUUCAUUUGGCCCACAGCUAACCUGACUGAAGGAACCUAGCCACAAGGUAACCUUACAGGAUGGCGACACAGCCAUGAGUAAAAGAAAUCAGGUAUCCUACGUGAAGCCAGCAGAACCCACAUUUCUGGCAAAGUUUAAGAAAGAUGUUGGCUUCAAAGCAGGUCCAACAGUGGACACCAAGCGACAGGAACUUCCGGUGUUUGGGGAUGAAGACGAUGGCAGUGAUAAGGAGGAUGAAAAACCACAGGUGGUAGUCCUUAGGAAAGGUGAUCUUUCAGAAGAGGAAGUUAUGAAAAUUAAACAGCAAAUUAAAGGGACCUCAAAAGACGAAGAAUCGUCCCCUGCUGACGGAAAGAUCCUAUUUAAAAAGCCUGUAAAACGCUCCUCUGGUGACAAGUUUUCAGGCAUUAAUUCCAGUUCUAGCAAAAAGCAGAAGCCAGAAGAAAGUAAAGAUUUGAGUAGCAAAUCAAGCCAGAAACAAGUGCGAAAUAGCAGUUUACUCUCAUUUGAUGAUGGUGAAGAUGAAGAUUAGUGUUUUUGUGUAGACCAUUCCGUCUUCAGUUUUGAUAUUUAACUAAGCAGGUCUCUUGACCUGUAAUUGUACAAAAUGUAAUUCAUUGUCAACCAAAUCUGAAAAAAAACUUUUUGGAAUAGCCAACAAUAAAAAUAUCACUUUUGUAAAAUAUUGCUGUAACACUUUUUAUGUGUAUACGGUAUUGUUGUUUUGUUUUUAAGUGGGUAGCUUAGCUUUUUUGCUGUAGACUGAACAUUGAGUUUUACAAGUUGUACUUGAAAAAUACUAAUAAAAUGUAAAAUUGCUUUUGGAUUUUCAAUUAAUGAGAAAUAGAAUCUGCUAUUUGGUCAGGAUUGAUUUUAAUGGUUUAAUUUUCUUUUUAGUUUGCUAUGUUAAGACUC
Molecule: messenger RNA, 1029 nt
Organism: Pelobates fuscus (common spadefoot toad)
Lineage: Eukaryota; Metazoa; Chordata; Amphibia; Anura; Pelobatidae
Product: KIAA1143 ortholog
Exons: 5
Coding region: 188-646 (152 amino acids)
Source: RefSeq, a predicted model, not a curated record